AUGGGUGUACAGCCAUUCCUCUCUCUCGCUAAACAGCUCGACGAAGAGGCAAGCGAGCUCAAGACACUGAAUUUGGGUUGUUUGCCGGUGGCUAUGCGUUAUGCCUACUCGCGUCUAUCUCCUCCUGUCGGCCGGUUUGUGUCCAUUUGGUAUCCUUCAGCAAAAAUCCCUCAUCUCGGCCAAUGCGUUCAUCUUGAACUCUGCUUUUCGUUCCUCCUCCCUGCUCUGUUGGAUUGCUUUCCUGUCCUGCCAAUCUCAUGGCGGAGAAUGCAAAUGAAUAGCUUUCUGUAG
This is a messenger RNA of Protopolystoma xenopodis, 291 nucleotides long. Lineage: Eukaryota; Metazoa; Platyhelminthes; Monogenea; Polystomatidea; Polystomatidae. The record is from the annotation of a GenBank genome assembly.